UCAACAAAAAUAGAAAGGGGCAUACAUUUGGGCUUGUGUCCGCCGCGAUGAGAAGCGAUGGCUGGUGGCCAAUUGAAUCGAGGCGGAUCGCAGAUCUCAGACCAAGAACAAUGCGCAUUCUUUAUUGUUCGUUCAAUUGGGUAACGUGCUCUGUCUAAUUUUGCAUUCGACAUAACAUAAAACCCAAAAAAUAUGAAUCAGUCGGGGAUGCAUAAAAAGAAGCCAAGGAUACGGAAUCGCCAGCGGAACAAGAUAAACCAGUUGCAUUCGGAACAAGAGGAAAACCUUAAUCUAUCUGCUCCCAAAAGUGAUGAAGUUAAUAGGAGAGUUUCUCCCAUUAAAAAUGACAUCCCAGUUGAAAGAUCUCCUAAAAGUGCUUCGCCAAAAAGUGACAAAAGUGACUUCCAGGUGGAAACUCCACCGAAAAGUGAUCAUUCUCAGUUGGAAAACUCGAAAGAGAACGAAACCAUCAGGCUAAUUCAGCAACUAUUACGUAGAAAAUUAUUGGCCAAUAAUAAUACAGCCCCAAUAAACGAACCUGUGCCAGUUAAUAUUCAACCUAAAGUAGUUAGCCAAUCAAAAGAAUCAAAAACGGAAGAAAAGAAACCAAAGGUGGCUUCUGCCCCAGAAACUCACAAAAUUCCAGUAGAAUCCAAGGUAACCGGAAAUCCUUUUAAGGAUGUAAAACCUGAGGAAAUGGAUGACCUUCUAAAAUGUUUGGGUACCAAAUUGCAAAAGGGAACUGGAGACUUGCCAGCUGCGGCGUUAAUCAGCAACCUGGGCAAACUUUUCAGCCAAGCUCCUCCAAGCGAUGUGGAAUCAUCCGAUGACGAGGCGGAGGAGUACGUGGAGUACAUCUACAAGCCAAGGCAAUAUUUUAUGGCCUCAUUAUGCAAUCUGUGCAAGGCGGACCUGUGUGCUCAAAAGCGGAUACCCUGCUCUCGUUGUGGACUGAGCUACUACUGCAGCGGUGGCCACAUGAAAGACGACCAGGAGCACCGGCAGUUGUGCUACGCCCUGCGCCAAACGGUGGACCGCAACGGUCACGAAAUGUUCUACAAGUGCGGCGACUUCAGUGGCGAGCAGUUCCGUUCCUACCGGAUCGUGUGCAUCCGCCAGGUGGAAAAGGAGAUGAAUCGCCAACUCACGGCCACGGAACAGGAGCUGCUCCUCUUUCCAAUGAUCUGUGGCGAACCCAAGUGCCGGGAGAACCGCUUCCAGCGACUCGCCAUCUGCGGAGGAUGCGGCGAGGUGGCCUUCUGCAAGGAUAAGCCCGGUCAUCGGAGCAAGGAGCACGCCAAGUGGUGUGGUUCUUAUCAACUGUUCAAGGCUUUCAUCAUGUUCCAGGCGAAGUUCGGCCGGAUGGAGCCAUCGCUGCCCAACAAGAUACUUCGGGAAUUACCUAUGGCUUGCUCCAACACCAAACACAUGAUGAAGAAACUUAAUUUCAAUGUUACCAAUGAGUGCGAAUAUGCCGCUUUGACUCAGGUUUCCACAGGACCCUUAACUGCCUGGUUUGCCCUAAAACUCUGCGAACGUUUAAGAAACUGUGAGGUAUUAACCCUCCACUUAAUUGGAGCCGAGAUAGAAUUCGAAGUGGAUAUGCUACAGAAAUGGGAACUAUUCCUCCUCCACAUAAUGCCAUCGGUGAAAACCCUAAAUGUGGUUUUUAUUGGACCAGAACUUAAUCCCAAUAAUAUAUCCUUUGAGCAGCUUAAGAAAAUCAAGUGCUGCCGUUUGUGCCAAAAAGCCCAGAGAACUGUAAACUAUUAUUUUGAGAAUGGUUUGUAUCACAAUUACUGCAAGGAACCGCAUUUUCUUCAGCCAACUUUGGUUUGUUUUUUCAACUCUGGUUUAUACCGAUCGACUGGUUUUGCUCUCGAAGAUACUUGGCCAGAUACCAUUCAGGCCGCACUUGAUCUUAAAUGUCCCAUUGUGGUGACUUCAUAUACCAAAUAUGAAGCUCCUCUGGACAUGGUUCACUUUAUAAACCAAUCGAAUCGCCACAUAAAUGUUGUCCUGCCGCCGACUACAAAUCCUUUUUGUUCGGAAAAGCCAGAACGAAAUUUUAUAUCAGAUAAUGAAAGCCCGUUUAUGUUUAAGAACUUUUACUGUUUUGUAAUUGAGUGAACGACCGUUAAAAUUUUUUAAAUAUUUUAUAUCUUUUGUGAAAACAAAUAAAAGUAAGAUUUAACAAAUCAAACUUUAUUUUUCGAAAAUUACAUUUUAAAAAAAAUUCCGUUGAACUGCUAGGAAACUUGAACUUGAUCUUUAUAUUGUAGCAUUCUUUUAGGAUGAAAAUUAACUUAACAAAAAAAAAAAUAAAUACCAAAAUCUGACAUAUCAUAAAGAUGAGAAAACGCAAAAAGUCUUAUAACUUCAUAAGAAAAUUGUUAACUAAAAAGUUUACUAGCUUUGCGUUGUACUUCAACAAUUAAGUAACGAAAAAAAGAACAGAAUCAAUAGAGGAACAUAUAGAUAAAAGUGGUGUCCUUU
Molecule: messenger RNA, 2496 nt
Organism: Drosophila ficusphila
Lineage: Eukaryota; Metazoa; Arthropoda; Insecta; Diptera; Drosophilidae
Exons: 7
Coding region: 193-2130 (645 amino acids)
Cellular component (GO): extrinsic component of mitochondrial inner membrane
Source: RefSeq, a predicted model, not a curated record